This is a messenger RNA of Dentiscutata heterogama, 251 nucleotides long. The record is from the annotation of a GenBank genome assembly. Lineage: Eukaryota; Fungi; Glomeromycota; Glomeromycetes; Diversisporales; Gigasporaceae.
GAUGUUAUAUCACCAAAGAAACGUAAAAUUUGGUCUAAAAUAGUAUGGAGUGAUCAGGAUCACCAAAUAAUAUGCCCAAAAAGACGGUUGACAUGUCCAGCUUUUGUAUCAUUUUUAAGUGCCAUUUCAAAAUUUGAACAACCAUAUUGGAAAAUAUAUGGAGAAAAAUACGCAGAAUUUUCAUUAUCAUUAGUUGAAUCUAAUUGUCCACCAACAUUGAAAGAAUUAACAAAAUUACAAAUUUUGCAGAG